AUCUUAUCCCCGUUGGUCCCUUGGAAUGGUCGCUCCAUUUCCUCUGCCCCUCCCCCAUCGUCCUCGCAGUUGGAAAUAGACUGCACCCUCCCCAUCUAUUCUGGGGACAGUCGCCGAGGUCGUUAAUCUAAGACAUGCCUGUUCCUCGUCCUAGACCCCUAGUGAUGGCUGCCCCUGUAUUUUUCACUUCAUGGGAUGUUUGUUCCGUUAGCUAGGGGCAAGACUGCUCUGCUCUCAUUGGCAAGAAGAUGCAGGUACAGGCUUUGUGCCUUGUGCCUUUUUAGAAAUGGCUUCUCUAUCCCUUUUGCCCUGGGGAUUGACAGCCCCCUCCCAUUACCCAAGAAAGUCAGGUCACUUUUCCAUGAGUCCUAGAAUGUGCCCUCUCCUUAGCAGGAGUAGGGCCUGCAAUGACAUCCUAUUCCCUUUUGGCCCUAGAGGUUAUCCAUUCAUCCCUGUAUAUCCCAUGGGUGACCAGUAGUAGUCCCUUGGGGUGGGCUCGUGGGGUGCCCACUCCACCCUUACCUCCUUUAAUACCAGAGAGGUUACUCCUUACUCAGCUUAAUGGAUUAUGACCCUCCCCUUGAAGACACAUUUCCUUUGCUCUUUGCUCCCAGGGUUGAUCUUCCCAGAAGAUAGGUCAGCCACUCUGGUAGCCCAGUUUUCCCUCCUAGCCCCCUAAGGAUGGGGACUUGGUCAACACUCUUCCUCAUGCCUCUCCUCUCUGGUCCUAGUCAUUCUCCUCGCAAAAAUAAUCUGCUUCAUCUCCCAUCCCUUCCCUGAGCAAACCUUUGGUGAAAGCAGAGGUAAAGGACUCUCAUCUUUAACCCAGUAAAUACUGGCGGAGUACUGCCUAUACACUUAGCCUCUGAAAAGUGGGCUAGUGAAGUCACUUCGGAAGGACUUCCCAGAAAGAACCUCACAUAAGGAAAAGAAAAUAGACUUGCUCUAUUGGUAGGGAGGAUGGACUGGGGAUGUUCUGGGACCAGCAGACCCAUCCCGGCAUGGAGGUCUGGCAGUGUUGAACCAGGAGCGGAGAUUUUGUUCUGAGAUUAUUGGGAAACCCAGAAGGGGUAGUGAAAGUGGAAACAAGCUUUUGGAAAAUUAACUCUGUGACUGUAUAGAAUGGGUUAACAAGAAUGGAUGUAGAAACGAGGAGGCUGUACAAGGAAGCUAGGUCUAGGGGGAUAACUUUUGGAGCUAUUAAGAUGGUGGAGUUGCUAAAGUUGAAGUGUUAGUAGCAGCUGUCUGGCAAACACUUAUGGACCAUCUAGUCCCUAUAAGACUGAUCUAGAUUAUUUUUAAAUGUCUUCAUUUCAUACAUAUAGAAACUGAAGCUCAGAGAAGUCGUGUCCUUUGGAGUUACUCAGCAGAAAGUAGUGGAGCUAGGAUUUGAUGAAUCUGGGUUAGCCUGGUCUGAAACUUCAGUUUUAAAAGUAAAGAAUGGAAGACCAUGAGUCCAGGUGUCACUAGGGGCCUCAGAUUGGGAGUCUAGGCUGCAAUAAAGAGUAAAGUUGGACCAAGGGCAAAAAAUAACAAUUUGGGUUGAGAUUAAGGUUGAGAACUCUUUGAGUGUUGGACCCUGUAGACAAUUGGUACGAGACCAAUGCUUGGUUAACCUGACAACGUAAACCAUUAAAUAGUUGACUGCUCUUGUACAAGUAAACAGAAAAUCAAAAAACUGAACCUUGGGAGUCAUGUGGAGAAUCCAGAAAUAGGGCAGCUAGCAUGGUAAAGGCUUAGCAAACAUUGUCGUAGUCCUUGAGGAGGAAAGUUUCUAAGAGAAAAGGACAGUUAAUAGAAGGUUGUUCCUGCCUCCCGAGUGACCCCUUCCUCAGCCCCAGCUAGAGCCACCAACCUUACCACUUACAGACUCACAGAGCAUAGUUGGAGGGAGGAGUGGAGUCUCCCAAACUUGCAGUAUUGUCUACCUUAACAGGUAGCUGAGAAAAUAAGCUGAUAAUAGAGAAGAUGAGGGAAGAAUAGGGGUCCCAAGGCCAUGCACCAUGGCUCACACUACACUUCUGUCACAUGGGAUAUAAGUCUACUAAGACAGGAGAAGGCUGUGCCAGGUAUAAGCCAGUCUGGCUACAUAGUGAGUUCCAGGACAGCCUAGGAUACAUAGUGAAACCCUGUCUAAAUGAAGAAAAAAGGAGCAGGAUUAGACUAAUGUUCUAUAUCUAUGGAAAAUGCUGUGUUUUGUAACUUCUCACAAGAACCUAUUUAAAUCUCAGCGCAUUUGCCAUUUCACAGACAAAAACAAGGCUCAAGGCUAGCCAAGUGGAAACUUGCACUAGGUUUGUCUGGCCCCCAGUGCCCAGUCUGUUUCUACCAAACCGGGCAUGAAUUCUUACUCUUCUUACUUGGCACAAACCUGAACUUGGAAGUGGCUCACGCUAGGUUCAUUCUCAUGAGAUCUUCCUGGAGGCUGGAGAAGGGAAGUCAACAUCUCCUGAAGCUUUGGAUCCAAGCUGGACUAAAAGCUAGUGCUCUGAUGUAUUUGGGUUCUAGAGGCCUUCCAGUUCUAACAGCCCUCAAGUACCUUGUCUUUUCCCCCCAGAUGCUCACAUAUAUCCUGAGCUUCCUACCUCUGUCAGAUCAGAAAGAGGCCUCCCUCGUGAGUCGGGCUUGGUACUGUGCAGCCCAGAAUGCCCUUCGGGAGACAAAUGUGCGGUACAACAUUCCUGUGUCCUCUGCCUCACUCUCAGCAAUCAAGAGCUUGGGCCUCAGGGGCAUUUCAUGCAUCAGCUUGACCAACCUGGAUGGCUCACCAGCUUCGCACCAGGUACUGCAGUCUGUUGCUUACCACUUAGGCCCACACCUGGAGAGCUUAUGCCUGGGAGGGGGCAGCCCCACAGAGGCAUCCUUCUUGGCCUUGAUCCUGGGAUGCCCGGUCCUGCGCACCCUUGACCUCAGUGGCUGCAACAGUCUCUUCACGUCAGGCACUCUGCUGGCUCAGCCUGAGACAGCACAGUGUGUUCGAAAGGCAUUGAGUGGCCUUCGUGAUCUUAACCUGGCUGGCCUGCGUAACCUGACUGACCUUAGCUUCAACCAUCUCAGCGGUUGUUUCCCCAGCCUGGAGCGCCUCUCCUUGGCCUAUUGCCAUCUUACCUUUGAGUUAGGCCCAACCUGGGGCUCCAUUAGCCCCCAGGCGUCUUCUCCCUCCCAGCUUUCCUUUCACAACCUGCUUCAGUUUGUCAAAGAGAGAGCUGGUAGGCUGCGUGCCCUAGACCUCAGUGGUACUGGCUUGCCACCUGAGGCCCUACAAGCCCUGGGCCAAGUGACUGGACUGCAGCUGGAGGAGCUGAGCUUGCACAGCUGUAGAGACCUCUCCUCAGAGGCGGUGGCCACCCUUUGCCGCCAGCAGCCCGGCCUUACUUCCCUGGACCUCAGUGGUUGCUCAGAACUGACUGACGGGGCACUCUUGGCUGUGAGUCGAGGCCUGCAACACCUGCGGCACUUGAGUCUGAGGAAACUGCAGCGACUGACCGAUGCAGGUUGUACAGCCCUGGGAGCCCUGCACGAACUGCAGAGCCUGGACAUGGCUGAGUGCUGUCUGGUGAGUGGGCGGGAACUGGCGCAGGUCUUAGGCUCAGUUCGCAGAGCUCCACCGGCACUGACUUCCCUCAGGCUGGCUUACUGCUCUUCACUGAAGGAUGCCUCAGUGCUUUCCAUGAUCCCAGCAUUGGGCCCAAGCCUCAAGGUGCUAGACUUGUCCUCCUGUGUGGCCCUCACUAACCAGACCGUGCAGGCCAUCUGUACCUACCUUAUUCACCUGUCAGUCCUGCGCCUGGCUUGGUGCAAGGAGCUCCAGGACUGGGGGCUUUUGGGGCUGAAGGAGCCAAGUGAGGAGCCUGGGCUAAGUUCCCAGCUACACCAAGAGGUGGAAAAUCAGGCCCCAGACCCUCAAGAGCCUAAACCUGACCCACAAGGCCCCUCCCUGCUCAUGCUUCAGACCCUGCAGGAGUUGGAUCUCACAGCCUGCUGUAAGCUGACAGAUGCCAGUUUGGCCAAGGUGCUCCAGUUCCCUCAGCUGAGGCAGUUAUCAUUGAGCCUGCUGCCAGCGCUCACAGACACGGGUUUGGUGGCUGUGGCUAGGGGCUGUCCCAGCCUGGAGCGCUUGGCAUUGAGUCACUGCAGCCACCUCAGUGAUGAGGGAUGGGCUCAGGCAGCCAGGUUCUGGCCAAGGCUGCAACACCUCAACCUGUCCAGCUGCAGUCAGCUCACAGAGCAAACUCUGGAUACCAUUGGGCAGGCAUGCAAGCAACUUCGAGUGUUGGAUGUGGCUAUGUGUCCUGGUAUCAACAUGGCAGCUGUCAGGCACUUCCAAGCGCAGCUCCCUCAGGUGACCUGCAUCCAGUCUCGCUUCGUGGGAGGGGCUGACCUGACCCUAACACUUUGAGGCCAGGUCAGUUACUCUCCCUGAAGCUCGGCCUCCUUCAGCAGCAUAGCCCCAGCCCAGGCCUCUGGACCUGUGUUAGCCCCAGGGCCUCUUGCCUUCCUUGCCCUAGAACCUUUUCUUAGACUCAGGACGGGACCAGUCCAGGAUACAUGCAGCCCCAGAGUACCCCACAGAUGGCAGCAACCUCUUUCCAGCUGCACAUUGCUUCCAUGGGCUCUGUUCUAAAGGUUAGGGCCACAGGGGGUGCUGGGCCUGGUGCUGGGGAAGGGCAGACUCUGUGCCUCCUGCCAGUCUACCACUCAGACCUCUGUUUUGCCUGCCCUCCAGGGGUCUCUUCCAACCCUCCUGAGCUUUAGCAGUCAGUCCACCAACUUCAUUGUAAACCCAAACAAGAUUAAAAAUUCCAGAUUUUA
Messenger RNA from Myodes glareolus (Bank vole), 4812 nucleotides. The record is from RefSeq and is a predicted model, not a curated record. NCBI's taxonomy places the organism in Eukaryota, Metazoa, Chordata, Mammalia, Rodentia, Cricetidae.